Colletotrichum chrysophilum is the source of this 2145-nucleotide messenger RNA. RefSeq lists its product as uncharacterized. Bases 1 to 2145 code for a protein of 714 amino acids. The transcript is spliced from 2 exons. The record is from RefSeq and is a predicted model, not a curated record. Lineage: Eukaryota; Fungi; Ascomycota; Sordariomycetes; Glomerellales; Glomerellaceae.
AUGCGCUCCUUCGACUUUGGCGACGAAUUCGCCGACUCGAACCAACGCGACCGAACUUUGCGCGCCCUCGAGGGCAGAAUCGACGAUGACUUCCGCAGAAUGACACCACCGCACUCAGCUAGCCAAGCCGAUGCCGACGACACGACCGGUGACGUCUUUAUGAAAAUCGCGAGACAGGAGCCAACACGUCGCGGCUCGGGUGAUGUUGCGCCAGCCGAAGAGUCAAGUGCCAUACAAGAGACAUCAAAGAAGCGCGCACGACAGCAAUCAGAAGACGAGAGCGCCGCAGAACCCAUGGCUCGCGCGCUGGCGUACCGCCCCGGAUUGACUCGAGACCGCCCCUCAUCAGUGCACCCGGCCGAGGACUUGGGUCGCUCCAAGACCUUCCACUCUGCCACGCGCUCAACCGUCUCCGCCGCCAACACACCUCGCUCAUUCACCUUCCAGGGCGUGGACACACCGGAAUCAUCACCGUACUCGCCCUCACAAUACGCGCGCAGGCGGCCUUCCUUGACCGACAGCAACGCAGGAUAUGCUGCUCGUAGUUCCGCAUACAGGCAGUCCAACUUGUCCUUUGGCCAGGCACGCACGUACAACUCAUCGCCAUUAGUGCCGAAGAUGGAGACACCGCGUACUGAAACCCACCAACAAGAGGCUGCAAACGGAGUGGAGGGAACCGAGUCGACGGCGACCGCAUCUACAACCGCACCUUCGACAGUAUGGGAUGAGUUGGACGAUCUCAAGUCGAGAAUUCACCGGUUGGAAUUGACGGGCAAGUUGCCAAAGACUUCAGGUGCCGCGAUGUCGCGUGCUUCCGACGAGCGACCCCCCACCGCUACCAACACGACGAUGUCCACGUCACCCAAGAGAACGUCCGGCAGCAACCACCCCAAGUCGGACGCUAUUAGCAUUACAUCAUCGCAGCGCGAGGCUCACCAGCCGAUUUUGCUCUCUGCUGUUAACAAGUCGAAGCCAUUCCUCAGUGAUGAGGUAGCACGAGCACUCGAAACGGCUGCCACUGAAGCACUGGCGCUCGCCAAUAUGAUGGGUACGGCAGGUCAGCCUGGACCUAUUUCUAGUGGAGCCAGCACGAUCGGCGUGGGUACCAACUUGACGGAUCGCCAACUGCGACGCAAGGCGGAUAGUAUCUGCCGGAGUUUGACGGAGCUCGUCCUGGCCUUGAGCGAGGAAAGCGCGCGUGAGAAGACCCUCCAACUGACGGUAUCGACACCCAAGGAGACGACGACUCCUUCUACACCAACUAUUGAUAAAUCGUUCACGGGGGGAACCGGAUCUUCUGCGGCGUCAGGAGCGACUGCCCAACAACGUCCAACCGUACCAGAGCAGCAGACCUUGCCGAAACCCAGUGCGGUUAUCACCAGUCCUAGGGCUUUAUCCAAGUACGAGGAAAGACGCAACACAAUGCUCAACACCAGUGCUCUUCAGAGCCCAAGGUUUGCCCUGCCGCCUGGCACCAUUCCCUCCACGCCGGGAGAGAAGACCGCGCACCGCAAAUCGUCCUUGUUCAUUGGCCGGGCUCGUCGGGGCGCGUCAGAGGAACCCGAAGAUGGACGACGGUCUUCGCUGCUGCUGAGGACGAGACGCGCCGGCACCGAAGAGCCCGAGGACCCGCGUGCGCUUGUCCGCCAAGAACCUCGCCAGGAAAGCGGCCGCCAGACGUCGCUUCUCCGUACACGCCGAGGAACGAUUGGCGAGAACCAUGAUGACGAUGAAUCGCCGCGCUUCCGUGCCCCGUCACGGGCAAACACCGAACUCCAAACACCCGGCCGAUCCGUAUCCCACACCUACCACCCCAACACGGCAGCAAACGAAGUGUCGUCGCCUGCCUCCUCCGCUCUCCCCCGCCGGCGUUUCGGCGCAUCCGCCAUCACCUCCCGCCUUGUCGCACCCUCUACGCCAUCUCUCGCCACACGUCGCUAUCUGGAGAGAACUCCAGAACGGGAAGUCGCUAGCUCAGCUGAGAAGCCCGAAGAGCGCGCACAGCCGACUAUCCCGCAACCGCGUCAUUUUUCACUCAGCCACACGUCCUUGUUGAACAGGGCAAGCAGCAUCAACCGCAGAACCAACCGCGACAGCACGAUUACGAAUACAUCGACUGCUGCUCAGGCGGGCAGCUAUCGAUAA